Molecule: messenger RNA, 1311 nt
Organism: Aspergillus wentii DTO 134E9
Lineage: Eukaryota; Fungi; Ascomycota; Eurotiomycetes; Eurotiales; Aspergillaceae
Product: CFEM domain-containing protein
Exons: 3
Coding region: 288-1085 (265 amino acids)
Source: RefSeq, a predicted model, not a curated record
AAAAAAAGAAAAAAAAAAAAAAAAAAAAGACAGAGCACCGACAACCGCGUCUGCUGGCGAUCGCAGUAUCCAUCGGGAAAAGCAAAGCUGCUGACCCGCUCUGGAGUCCCCGAAAGCUUCGCGGACGCGACGCCUGCUCGGUCUUUCUUUUUAAGUGCUGUCGUCCUCCCCUGCUCCACGUCUUCUUUUUUUUCUUUCUUCCUCUUCAUAGCGCUUUUGUCUUCGCAGCCUCUGACUCUCGCAUACUACUAUACCAUACCUAUACCUCUUAAUUAAUCUCCAUCACAAUGAAGACCUUCUCUAUCGCCCUGGCCUUCUUGGCCGCCACUGGUGCUACCGCCAUCUCCAACUCCGAGUGCGCUAAGAUGUGCAUCAGCAACAUGAACAACAAGGCCUCCGAGUUGGGUUGCAAGAGCGGCGACAUGCAGUGCCUUUGCAACGCCCCCGACUACUCCAACGGUGUCCGUGACUGCACUGCUCAGGCUUGCCCUGAGGACGACUCCGCCGCUGUCGUCCAGUCUGCUCUCUCUUCCUGCCCUGACGGCACCAAGGCUGCUUCCAGCGCCAGCGCUGGCUCCGACAGCACUGCUACCGCCUCUGGAUCUGACAGCACCUCUACUGGCACUGGUGCUGCUGGCGGUGCUUCUGCCACCGACGCUACCUCCACCGGCGACAGCACCGCCUCUGCCACUGGCACUGAUGCUUCCGCUACUGGCACUGCUACCGGCUCUGCCACCGGUACUGGUGCUUCUUCUGGCGCUUCUUCCUCUGGUGCUGCUUCUUCUGGUGCUGCUUCUUCCAGCGGCUCUGUCUCUGGCUCCGCCUCCGCCUCUGCUUCUAUCACUACCUCUGUUGCCGUUACCACCACCAACUCGCAGGGCGACUCUACCACCUUCACCACUGCCACCACCGAAGCCAGCUCCAGCUCCGAGACCGGCGGCUCUGACUCCGGCUCUGGCUCUGACUCUGGCUCUGCCACCACCACCAGCGAUGCUGCAGGCUCCACCGACUCCGAGGGUGCUGCUCCCCGCCUGGCUAUCAACGGUGCCGUCGGUGCCCUUGGUCUUGCUGCCUUCUUCUUGUAAAUCCAGUAAUCGCCACGCGAUUGGAUUGUUGAAGUUUGACAGGCUGUAAGAUUCUUGGCCAGAUUUCAUCUUGUUUCAUUAGUCAUGGGUUACGAUCUUGUUCUUCCCGGGUCCGACUUGUACAUGGUAUGCGACGAGUCAUAUGUUAUGACAAGUAGAUAAUGCGUUAAUUACCCUCUUUGUGAUACCGCCAGAUUGGCAUAAUUUAAUGUGAAUUGUUACGCUC